This is a messenger RNA of Trachymyrmex septentrionalis, 1020 nucleotides long. RefSeq lists its product as uncharacterized. Bases 1 to 1020 code for a protein of 339 amino acids. Gene Ontology annotation, molecular function: DNA binding. The record is from RefSeq and is a predicted model, not a curated record. The transcript is spliced from 5 exons. Lineage: Eukaryota; Metazoa; Arthropoda; Insecta; Hymenoptera; Formicidae.
AUGGCGAUCUCGAUUUCCUUCCUUAAAGCAUUUAUCAAGCGAUAUCAAGCAGCAACAGAAACGGAAACAACAACAACAACAACAACUACGGCAACGAGAUUCUGCAAAGCCCCCCCAACCAUUAAACGCUCGGUGGCUAAAAAACUUGGGCAACACUCUCCGCAGCAUCCCGGCGUCAUCAUGGACCCCGAGCUAGGGUUCCCUCUGCCCCGUACCCCUCUUCGCGGUUUCCCGGAUGAUCUGAUUGUUUUACGUUCGCAUGAGAUUUACCUGCACGGCGCAGCGACAGCGGUGGCGGUGGCGGUGGCGGCGGCAGUGGUGGAACGGGUGGAGGCUGGAUCCUGGAUGGUGGACCAAUCGGAUGGCGACAAUUUUAUCCCAGUUCGUAGAUGGAUACGUGAACAUUAUACGAAACUAACAAAUAGUUAUAAAGCAAAAUGCAACUACUGUAAUGAAGAAUAUAGGAUAGGAAGAUCUUUAGCAAAGUUACAUAAACAUUUGGUGAAGAAACAUUCAGAAAAAUUAAAUGAAGAACAGAAGAAAGAAGAUAAAUUCCAUUGGACUUGGGAUUAUUUUAUCCCAAAAAGCGAUACAGAGGCAAUAUGCAAUAAAUGUAACAGAACACUUAAGUAUCAUACAGUAAGUGUUCUCAGAAGUCACUUAAAACGUCUUCACAAGAUAUUGGGUUCAAAUUCCGAUUGUGCAGAUAACGAGAGCAAUUCAGAUAACGACAUGGCUGCAAAUAAGGAUAUAACUUCAAAAACAGACAAUUUUAUCCCAGUUCGUCGAUGGAUACGUGAACAUUAUACGAAACUAUCAAAUAGUUAUAAAGUAAAAUGCACCUACUGUAAUAAAGAAUAUAGUUUACGAACAAGAUCUUUAGCAAAUUUACAUAAACAUUUGGUGAAGAAACAUUCAGAAAAAUUAAAUGAAGAACAGAAGAAAGAAGAUAAAUUCCAUUGGACUUGGGAUUAUUUUAUCCCAAAAAGCGAUACAGAGUUAAUUUCUUUGUUUACCUGA